Trichoderma virens Gv29-8 is the source of this 1932-nucleotide messenger RNA. RefSeq lists its product as uncharacterized. Lineage: Eukaryota; Fungi; Ascomycota; Sordariomycetes; Hypocreales; Hypocreaceae. Gene Ontology annotation, molecular function: damaged DNA binding; DNA-directed DNA polymerase activity. The record is from RefSeq and is a predicted model, not a curated record. Gene Ontology annotation, biological process: error-prone translesion synthesis. The transcript has 2 exons. Gene Ontology annotation, cellular component: nucleus. The coding region runs from base 1 to 1932 and encodes 643 amino acids.
AUGACGUCUGCGGAAUCAACGGAGGAACCAGCGCAUCCUGAAGAAAACCGGGAGGGGCAUCAGGAGCAACACCAGGAGGAACACCAAGACGAUGCCCUCAAAACUCUCAAAUACCACCUGCUCGGGCCUUCGCUGACCAAGGCUGGCCAAGACAAGGUCGACCAAAGCAAGAUUCAGGUUUCGGAGAUUAUAUACAAUGCAUCCAAGGGAUCCAAAUUCUUCAACCGCGAAGAAGAGCGAGACAAGAUCCUCACGAAAAAAAUCGAACAGAUUCUGUCACGGAAGAACAAGCUGGAACAGCAAGAUCUGACACGCGACCUGCGAAAUGCCGAUCGUCUUCUCGCGGAGCUCGAGCUGUCCAGAGACCUCACCCAGUACAUUGUGCAUCUUGAUUGCGACGCCUUUUUUGCGGCUGUGGAGCUGCUGGAACGACCCGAUCUCAAAGACGUCCCCUUUGCGGUUGGCGGUGGUGUUCUCACUACGUGCAACUAUGUUGCGCGCCAGUUUGGCUGUCGAUCGGGCAUGGCCGGUUUCGUUGCCAAGAAGCUUUGCCCACAGCUCAUCCUUAUCAAGCCCAACUUUCACAAGUAUGGUGCAAAGGCUCAAGAAGUGAGGGCGGUGAUUGCAAACUAUGAUCCGCGCUUCGAAAGUGCUAGCAUUGACGAGGCAUACCUCAACAUCACCGAAUACUGCGACGAACACAACAUGGAUCCGGCAGCAGUGGUGGAGCAAAUGAGGAAGGAAGUCCAUGAAAAAACGAGCAUUACAGUGUCGGCGGGAAUUGCUGCGAACGCGAGGCUGGCAAAGAUUUGCUCAAACAUUAACAAACCGAAUGGACAAUACGUCCUCCCCAGAGACAGAAACUCUAUCAUGGCGUUUAUGCGAGAUUUGCCAACGAGAAAAGUCAAUGGAAUCGGUCGAGUCCUUGAGCGCGAACUCUUGGAGAUUGGGGUCAAGACAUGCGGUGACCUAUAUGAGCAGCGGCAGUAUCUGAACCGGCUGUUCGGGGAGAAGUAUUCUGUGUUUCUCCUCCGCUGCUAUCUGGGCCUUGGCCGCACGAAAAUCCAGCCGGCAGAAGAGUACGAGCGCAAAAGCGUCGGAACUGAGAGCACAUUCCAUGACAUAUCAGACCCUGCGAAGUUGAGAGACAAACUUCGCUCGACGGCUGAGGCUCUGGAGAAGGAUCUGAAGAAGAAUGAGUGCAAGGGCCGCACGCUCUGCAUCAAGAUAAAGCUCCAUACCUUUGAAGUUUACACUCGGCAAGUCGUCCUGCCAAAAUCAAUACAUCUCGCCGAAGACUUGUACAACUAUUCGUUGCCGAUGCUUGCGAAGUUGGAGCAGGAAAUGCCGGGCAUGAGGCUGCGACUCAUGGGGCUGCGGUGCACGCAUCUUGUCAGCACCAAGAAGCCCGAUACUAUGGCAUUCUUUGGUUUCAAACCUCGCCGGCAAGAUGCUGGGGAAUCAAGUGAUGCCGGGAUGGUCAAGAGGAAAGCGAGUGAGCCAUUGGAAAGAGAAGAAGAGUGGGACAAGUUGGAUGGAGACGAUGAGGAUUUACUGGAAGAUUUGGACGAUGCCUUGGGCGACAUAUCUCACGAACACGAGGAUGGAGAAGAUGAGAUGCUGCAGGAGCGAAGACAUGGGAAAGAGAUUGUGCCCAAUCCGCCCCCUGACCGCGAGGCUCCGCCACAGGAGGACUGGUGGGAGUGCCCAAUAUGCCUCCGCCCCCAGGCAGCAAACGAGCGGCAAUUUAAUGAGCAUAUCGAUUUGUGUUUGUCUCGGCAGACAAUUCGAGACGCGGUUCAAGCUGACGACCCGAAAGACACAACAAAGCCUAUCCUGUCUGACGUGAACAAACGGCCCAAGCUGACAGAAAAGAAGCGGGGCCGUCCACCUUCUACAGAUCCAAAGCAGAAGAAGCUUUCUUUUUUCUGA